Cokeromyces recurvatus is the source of this 368-nucleotide messenger RNA. RefSeq lists its product as uncharacterized. The transcript has a single exon. The coding region runs from base 184 to 363 and encodes 59 amino acids. The record is from RefSeq and is a predicted model, not a curated record. NCBI's taxonomy places the organism in Eukaryota, Fungi, Mucoromycota, Mucoromycetes, Mucorales, Mucoraceae.
AUUUUAUUAAAAUAUGGUAUCUAUUUUCUCAAUAGCAGAUCGUGUUUUAAUUUUACGAGCAAAAUUUAUCCUUUGCUCAAUGAAGUUAUCUGAAGAUACUUUACUGCAACCUCUGCUACCAAAUCAAAUUAGUCUUGGCUUGCUAUCCUUUUUUUAGUACAGGAUUCAAUCCUUUGGUUACCAAUGGCUCACAUUGAGUGUAGUCGUGCUUUUUGUUGGCGUCUUAGUUGGCUUUCAAGUAGUGUUCCUCAGUCGUGUCUUACCCAUAAGCAUUCUAUCAAAUUUCUCCAUAUGCACUUUCGACCCAAUAUGUUAUUCACCAUUACUGUUCCAUUUUCUUUUUUAUUUUCUUUUCCUUUUUGAACUGG